AUGUCCGCACCACCACCUCCGCAGCAGCAACCAUCUGCGCAACAGCCACAACCCACGCAAAACCACACACCACAGCAUGCUCAGCACCAGCAGUCCCCGACGGGGAUGAGUCAACAAGGAGGCUCGGGUACGAGCUUCCGGAGACAACGCGCUUCACGAGCUUGCGAGACAUGCCAUGCGCGAAAGGUCCGCUGCGAUGCGGCCAGCCUCGGUGUGCCAUGCACAAACUGCGUCGCCUUCAGCAUCGAAUGCAAGAUCCCGUCUCCCAAGCGCAAGAAGACGUCUUCCAAGCAAAAGGAUUCAAACAGGUACGCCGACCACCUGCCUCUGGAAGACGCCCCUAACUUUGGCAGUGAUCGCGAAGACAGCAGCAGCAUCGUCCAGCCCUCGCCCGCUACCGUCGAAACUCCCGCACGCUCCGAUGUCAUCAGUCAGGCCCCUAUGCAGAUGCCUCAACUGCCCCCUCGGAACGGCGUCGACUACGCUGCUGCAAGUGGCAUGCCCCCUACCACACUCUCGGAGAAAUACCAGGAACAACAGCAAAUACAUGAUGCGACUUGGAGCCAGUAUAUGAAGCCCAAGUUCGCUCGUGCCCCCAUCAAAGAAGCCGGUCGUGUUGCAUACCUGGGCGAGUCGUCGAAUCUCUCCUUGCUCGUACACGACAAGCACGGCAACUCGGACGUUGUACAUUACCCACUGCCUGAGAACGUGCGUGGUGCUCGCGCUCGUAUGAACGAACUCGACGAGCUGGAACUACGUAUCUUGCACGAGAGAGGUGCCUUUCUGCUGCCUCCGCGACAACUUUGCGACGAGCUGGUUGACGCUUUCUUUACUUGGAUCGCUCCUGUCGUGCCCGUCAUUGAUCGCAACAAGUUCAUGCGACGCUACCGAGACCCCAAAAAUCCUCCUUCAUUGCUUCUUCUGCAAGCCAUCCUCCUCGCCGGAUCACGCGUCUGCACAAACACUCAACUCAUGGAUGCCAAUGGAUCUACAACCCCGGCCGCCAUGACGUUUUACAAACGAGCAAAGGCUCUCUACGAUGCCAACUACGAAGACGAUCGCGUCACCAUUGUCCAAGCCGUCAUCCUGAUGGGCUGGUAUUGGGAGGGCCCAGAGGGUAAGAUGAGAGAAAUAGGCGAGGUCCCUCGUGAGUGUCAAUCUGACAUUGCUUCAGAUGUAACAAAAAACGUGUUUUACUGGAGCAGAGUUGCCGUCGUAAUCGCUCAAGGUUCUGGAAUGCAUCGAAGUGUCGAGAAGUCUCAACUCAGUCAACAGGACAAACGCCUGUGGAAACGCAUCUGGUGGACCCUCUUCACUCGCGACCGUUCCGUCGCAGUUGCUCUCGGUCGUCCUUGCGGCAUCAACAUUGAAGACUCCGACGUUGAAAUGAUAUGCGAAGACGACUUUAUCGAAGAUGAAGCCGAGCAGUCCGCUGAGUAUCCCCCGGAUCCGAUCCAUAUUCAGUUCUUCUUGAACUAUGUCAAGCUGUGCGAGAUUAUGGGGCUGGUCCUAUCUCAAAACUACUCGGUCGCAUCACAAAGGCGUGGUCGAAACAACGCAAUUGAUCUUACCCACUGCGACAUGGCCCUGGCCGACUGGCUUCAGAAUUGUCCCAAGGAGGUCUACUGGGAGAAGAACCGGCAUCACUUCUGGUCUGCUCUUCUCCACUCAAAUUAUUACACCACACUCUGUUUACUUCAUCGCGCUCACAUGCCCCCUGCUGGAGCGUCGCCAGAGAUGAAUCGUUCAAAUAGCCUACCAGAAGAAUUGGCGUAUCCAUCAAAGAACAUCGCAUACCAGGCAGCCGGUAUGAUUACUUCCAUAGUCGAGGCCUUGACUAACCACAACGAACUCCGCUUUACCCCCGCCUUCAUCGUUUAUUCUCUCUUCUCUGCGCUCAUCAUGCACGUUUACCAAAUGCGCUCGUCGAAUCAAUCGAUUGUGCAUACUACCCAACAACGCUUGACGACCUGUAUGAACGCGCUCAAGGAUGUGUCCCGAGUCUGGCUUGUGGCUAAGAUGGUACACACGCUCUUUGACUCAAUUCUGGGCAACAAGGUUCUGGAAGAGAGACUACAAAAGGCUGCAGGCAAGCGUCACGCAAAGCCAAAAAACAUGCACCCUAUGAAAAAUCCAUUAUCGCGCAGCAACAGUGACCAACAGAAGCGCAAAUUCGACGAGAUGGAGUUUGGCUACCACGGAGGCCCACCCGCUGCUCAGAUGUCAUACGAACGCUCGAGACCGCAAUCUCCCGUCAACCCAGCGCGCGAUCCUCCACCCAUGUCAGGGCUCGGCAACAACGCAAGCCCCUCUCUUCGUCAAGACGCCUUCAUGGGUACAUCUCGUACUAACACUCGUCCUACCACGCCGUUCAACACCUACUCAUACCCUGGUACACCUCCAGAUCUCUUCCUUCACACUCGCACAUCCCCAAACAUUUCGCAGGAUCUUUGGCAGAAUUACCAACCAGAUCAGCUCUUCCCACCAGAUACUUCCGGUAUCUUCCCUACAGAAAGCCCUGUGCAACAAUCGACUAUGGUAGACCCUGCCCUACGAGCGUCAGCGGGAGCACCGCCACAGCAAUCUUACAACAACUCUGGCCAACCUCCACCUCACUAUCAACAACCAGGAGCACCUGGCAUGAUGAAUGCACCAUCUCAACAGCAGCAGUAUGCGGCACAACAGCAAGCGCAACACCUACAGAAUCCAUACGGCCAGAUGCAGGAUAAUGGCGAUCAUCAGCAACAUCAAAGAGGAAGCGUCGAUGAAACUUGGAGCAACAACAGUGGUUCUACUGGAGGAGGGCCUAUUGUGCCGACCACCUUGAAUGUUGGCGACUGGUUCGAGUUCUUUGGUAUUCCUAACGGAGACAUUUCGGCAUUGCAUGCGCAACAAUACUGA
This is a messenger RNA of Aureobasidium pullulans EXF-150, 2901 nucleotides long. RefSeq lists its product as uncharacterized. The transcript is spliced from 7 exons. Gene Ontology annotation, molecular function: zinc ion binding; DNA-binding transcription factor activity, RNA polymerase II-specific; DNA binding. The record is from RefSeq and is a predicted model, not a curated record. Gene Ontology annotation, biological process: DNA-templated transcription; regulation of DNA-templated transcription. Bases 1 to 2901 code for a protein of 966 amino acids. Lineage: Eukaryota; Fungi; Ascomycota; Dothideomycetes; Dothideales; Saccotheciaceae.